Thunnus maccoyii (southern bluefin tuna) is the source of this 6331-nucleotide messenger RNA. RefSeq names its product NACHT, LRR and PYD domains-containing protein 14-like. The coding region runs from base 359 to 5281 and encodes 1640 amino acids. The transcript has 24 exons. Lineage: Eukaryota; Metazoa; Chordata; Actinopteri; Scombriformes; Scombridae. The record is from RefSeq and is a predicted model, not a curated record. Gene Ontology annotation, molecular function: protein binding.
UUAAAAAUAUUUAAAACAAUGUUACUAGUUUAAAUCCCAACACACACUCCAUAAGACACAUUUUAUUUAACAUUGGCUAUUGAUGUUCCCUUGAGCAUGACACUGAACUCAGCAACUACUGGAUGACUUGGAGAAGGAAGAGAUUUGAAGUCUCUCUCCCCUCAGGGUCAUGUGAUUUCUUGUAAGUUGCAGAAGUGAAACUAAAUUCAACGGAGCAGGAGGGUAAAAUGGCGUCUGACGCGGGGUGGCAGUAAUGGAACUGAAAGUCUUCAACAGAGCAGAGCAGAUGGAUAAAAACUGACGUCUGACGCAGGUCAGUGUUACUGGUUUACCUCUCAGACUGACUGAAGUCCACAAGAUGAGUGCUUGUGUGGAGGAAGAGGAGGGCAGAGCAGAGCCUCCAGUAUCCAACGUUCUGUCUAUGAAGAGUGACCAGUACAACGAUCAUUUUACGACCUUCAGUAAUAAACCUGGACCCUCAAACACAAAACGUCAGACAGACCACAGACAGAGAGCAGAGUCUCCAGCAUCAGACUGUCUGUCUAUGAAGAGUGACUGGUCCAUCCCUCAACCUCCGAACUUCAGUAAUGAACCUGGACCCUCAGACACAAAACGUCAGACAGACCACAGACAGAGAGCAGAGUCUCCAGCAUCAGACUGUCUGUCUAUGAAGAGUGACUGGUCCAUCCCUCAACCUCCGAACUUCAGUAAUGAACCUGGACCCUCAGACACAAAACGUCAGACAGACCACAGACAGAGAGCAGAGUCUCCAGCAUCAGACUGUCUGUCUAUGAAGAGUGACUGGUCCAUCCCUCAACCUCCGAACUUCAGUAAUGAACCUGGACCCUCAGACACAAAACGUCAGACAGACCACAGACAGAGAGCAGAGUCUCCAGCAUCAGACUGUCUGUCUAUGAAGAGUGACUGGUCCAUCCCUCAACCUCCGAACUUCAGUAAUGAACCUGGACCCUCAGACACAAAACGUCAGACAGACCACAGACAGAGAGCAGAGUCUCCAGCAUCAGACUGUCUGUCUAUGAAGAGUGACUGGUCCAUCCCUCAACCUCCGAACUUCAGUAAUGAACCUGGACCCUCAGACACAAAACGUCAGACAGACCACAGACAGAGAGCAGAGUCUCCAGCAUCAGACUGUCUGUCUAUGAAGAGUGACUGGUCCAUCCCUCAACCUCCGAACUUCAGUAAUGAACCUGGACCCUCAGACACAAAACGUCAGACAGACCACAGACAGAGAGCAGAGUCUCCAGCAUCAGACUGUCUGUCUAUGAAGAGUGACUGGUCCAUCCCUCAACCUCCGAACUUCAGUAAUGAACCUGGACCCUCAGACACAAAACGUCAGACAGACCACAGACAGAGAGCAGAGUCUCCAGCAUCAGACUGUCUGUCUAUGAAGAGUGACUGGUCCAUCCCUCAACCUCCGAACUUCAGUAAUGAACCUGGACCCUCAGACACAAAAGAGAGGAUGAGGAAGAGGAGGAGUGGUGUGUCUGUGGCGGAGCAGCUGUCCUGCUGUUCUUUGUGUCAGGAGGACGUCCUGAAGGAUCCAGUCUCUACCAGUUGUGGACACUGGUUCUGCAGACAGUGCAUCAACUCAUACUGGGACCAGUCUGCUUCAUCAGGAGACUUCUCCUGUCCUCAGUGUGGAAAAAGAUCCAGGACAAGAUCUGGACUGCAGACAGACAGUCAGACCAUCACUGUACAAAUGAAUGUUGCUUUCUGGGAGGUUGAACAUGAACAUAAGAUCAGUAUGAGGAGGAGAUGUGAACAUGUGACUGAAGGAACUGAUGAAGCAGGAAGUGAAACCCUCCUCAACAGCAUCUACACUGAGCUCUACAUCACAGAGGGACAGAGUGAAGAGGUGAAUACCCAACAUGAAGUGAGGCAGCUUGAGACAGCUUCCAAGAUGAAGAUCCUCCAUGACACUCCAAUCAGGUGUCACAACAUCUUUAAAGUCUUACCUGACCAACAGAGACACAUCAGAGUCGUUAUGACAAGUGGCGUCGCUGGUGUUGGAAAAACCUUCACAGUAAAGAAGUUUACUCUGGACUGGGCAGAGGGCUUGGAAAACCAAGAUGUCAGUCUGGUGAUUCUCUUUUCAUUCAGGGAGCUGAACUUGAUCAAAAAUGAGCAGUACAGUCUUCUCAUGCUGAUCCAUGAUUUCCAUCCAACAUUGAAGAAGGUCACAGCAGAGAAGCUGGCUGUCUGUAAAGUUUUGUUCAUCUUUGACGGCCUGGAUGAAAGCAGACUUUCAUUAGAUUUCAAGAACAGGAAGGUCGUGUCUGAUGUCACACAGAAGUCAUCAGUCAACAUGCUGUUGACAAACCUCUUCAUGGGGAAUCUACUUCCCUCAGCUCUCAUCUGGAUAACUUCCCGACCUGCAGCAGCCAAUCAGAUCCCUCCUACAUGUGUUAACAGGGUAACAGAAGUACGAGGCUUCACUGACGCCCAAAAGGAGGAGUAUUUCAGGAGGAGAUUCAGUGAUGAAGAUCUCUUCAGCAAAAUAAUCUCACACAUUAAGACAUCCAGGAGCCUCCACAUCAUGUGUCACAUCCCAGUCUUCUGCUGGAUCACUGCUACAGUUCUGGAGCACAUGUUGACUACAGACCAGAGAGGAGAGCUGCCCAAGACCCUGACUGACAUGUACUCACACUUCCUGCUGGUUCAGACAAAGAGGAAGAAGCACAAGUAUAAUGAGGGACAUGAGAUGAGUCCACAGGAGCUGACGAAGGCUGACAGGGAAGUUCUUCUGAAGCUGGGGAGGCUGGCGUUUGAACAACUGGAGAAAGGAAACAUCAUAUUCUACCAAGAAGACCUGGAGCAGUGUGGUCUUGAUGUCACAGAGGCCUCGGUGUACUCAGGAUUUUGUACAGAGAUCCUCAAAACAGAGAGUGUGAUCUUCCAGAAAACAGUCUACAGCUUUGUUCAUCUGAGUGUUCAGGAGUUUCUGGCUGCAGUCUACAUGUACCACUGUUACACCAGCAGGAACACGAGGGUACUGAACGCCUUCCUGGGAAAAAAAUACAGUCACUCAUCCCUGGAUGUCUUCUUGAUGAAAGCUAUGGAGAAAUCUCUUAGAAGUAAAAAUGGCCACCUGGACCUGUUUGUUCGCUUCCUUCAUGGCCUCUAUGUGAAGUCCAGCCAGAGUCUCUUAGGAGGCCUGCUGGGUCAGACAGAGAACAGUCCAGAAAUCAUCCAGAGAGCCAUCAACAGCAUGAAGAAGAGGAACAUCUCUGUUUCUCCUGACAGAAGCAUCAACAUCUUCCAUUGUCUAAUGGAGAUGAACGACCGCUCAGUACAUCAGGAGAUCCAAGAGUUCCUGAAGUCAGAGAACAGAUCAAAGAAGAAACUUUCUAUGAUCCACUGCUCGGCUCUGGCCUACAUGCUGCAGAUGUCCGAGGAGGUUCUGGAUGAGUUGGACCUGAAGAAGUACAACACAUCAGAGGAGGGACGACGGAGACUGAUCCCAGUUGUGAGGAACUGCAGAAAGGCUGUGCUUAAGGACUGUGGACUCUCAGAGACUCACUGUGAAGUUGUGGCCUCAGCUCUGAAGUCCAACCCCUCCCAUCUCAGAGAGCUUGACCUGAGUGGAAACUCCAACCUGAAGGACUCAGGAUUGAUUCUGUCUGCUGGACUGGAGAGUCCAAACUGUAGACUGGAGACUCUGAGAUUGAAGAGCUGCAGUUUGUCAAAGAUCAGCUGUGCUUCUCUGCUCUCAGCUCUGAAGUCCAACCCCUCCCACCUGAGAGAGCUGGAGCUGAGUGACAACGAGAGUCGGGACGGUUCAGAAAGGAAUCUGCAGUUUGAUUUUCUGGAGAGUCCAGACUGUAGACUGGAGACUCUGAGAUUGAAGAGCUGCAGUUUGUCAGAGAUCAGCUGUGCUUCUCUGCUCUCAGCUCUGAAGUCCAACCCCUCCCAUCUGAGAGAGCUGAAUCUGACUAACAACGAGAGUCGGGACGGUUCAGAAAGGAAUCUGCAGUUUGAUUUUCUGGCGAGUCCAGACUGUAGACUGGAGACUCUGAGAUUGAAGAGCUGCAGUUUGUCAGAGAUCAGCUGUGCUUCUCUGCUCUCAGCUCUGAAGUCCAACCCCUCCCAUCUGAGAGAGCUGAAUCUGAGUGGAAACUCCAGUGUCAACGUUUCAGAAAAGAAUCUACUGUGUGAUUUUCUGGAGAGUCCACACUGUAGACUGGAGACUCUGAGAUUGAAAUACUGCAGUUUGUCAGAGAUCAGCUGUGCUUCUCUGGUCUCAGCUCUGAAGUCCAACCCCUCCCAUCUGAGAGAGCUGAAUCUGAGCUACAACUACAAACUGAGGGAUUCAGAAAUGAAGAUGAUGUCUGAACUUGAGGAGAUUCCACACUGUAGACUUGAAACUCUGAGAUUGUGGGACUGCAGUUUGUCAGAGAUCAGCUGUGCUCCUCUGGCCUCAGCUCUGAGGUCUGACCCCUCUCAUCUAACAGAGCUGAAUCUGAGUAACAACAAAAUCCAGGAUUUAGAAAUGAAGAUGCUGGGUGAAUUUCUGGAGAGUCCACACUGUAGACUGGAGACUCUGAGAUUGUGGGACUGCAGUUUGUCAGAGAUCAGCUGUGCUUCUCUGCUCUCAGCUCUGAAGUCCAACCCCUCCCAUCUGAGAGAGCUGGAUCUGAGUGAAAACUACAGUCUCAACAGUUCAGGAACAAAGCUGCCAUUUGAUUUUCUGGAGAGUCCACACUGUAGACUGGAGACUCUGAGAUUGAAGAGCUGCAGGUUGUCAGAGAUCAGCUGUGCUUCUCUGCUCUCAGCUCUGAAGUCCAACCCCUCCCAUCUGAGAGAGCUGGAGCUGAGUGGAAACUCCAGUGUCAACGUUUCAGAAAAGAAUCUACUGUGUGAUUUUCUGGAGAGUCCACACUGUAGACUGGAGACUCUGAGAUUGUGGGGCUGCAGGUUGUCAGAGAUCAGCUGUGCUUCUCUGCUCUCAGCUCUGAAGUCCAACCCCUCCCAUCUGAGAGAGCUGGAUCUGAGCUUCAACGAGAGUCUCAACGGUUCAGGAACAAAGUUGUGUGAAUUUCUGGAGAGUCCACACUGUAGACUGGAGACUCUGAGAUUGAGGUGGUGCAGGUUGUCAGAAAUCAGCUGUGCUUCUCUGGUCUCAGCUGUGAAGUCCAACCCCUCCCAUCUGAGAGUGCUGGAUCUGUGUCAAAACUCCUUGAGUUCUUCAAACAAGAAGCUGCUGUCUGAUCUUAAGGAGAGUCCAGACUGUAGACUGAAGACUCUGAUAUUUGACAACUAGUGAUCUCUGUCAGAGUGAGUGAACAUCCAGGAGUUCGUGUUGAGAGAGGAUCAGCUGUAUCCUGAUGAUCCAGAGAGGUUGAAGCAGCAGCAGCAGCAGCUUGUGUGUAGAGAGACUCUGACUGGGCCAUGUUACUGGGAGGUAGAGUGGAGAGGAGAGCUUCAUCCAGCAGUGACUGACAGAGGAAUCAGAAGUGGAGAUGAGUCUCAGUGCUGCAGUCUGAACUGAUCUGAGAACAGCUCCACUGUCACACACAAAGUCAAGUCCACCAUCAUCCCUGUGUGUUCCUCUGGAUCUGACAGAGUAUUAUCAGUGUAUCUGGACUGCUCUGCUCCUGCUCUGUCCUUCUACACAGUCUCUGCAGACACACCCAGACUCCUCCACUCAACCACCUCCUCCACCCUCCUCCUGGACCUAAGUCUCAGUCUGGAUUUUGGUCCAUGUGGAUCAUCUCCAGCAGAGGCUUGUUUAGUAAGACUUUCCUGCCUUUGUAUAUAAGUUGCAUAUAUGUUUUAAAUGUAUAUAAGUUUUAAAUGUCUCUUUACUGUCAGACAUGUGACCAUCUGUAUCUGUCGAAACCAGAGUGACACUGCAGAUUAUUGCAGAAUCACUUGACACUAUAACCGUUAAUUUACAGGAUUGUACAUAUCAGAGAAUAUUGACUUAUAUUAUAUAUCAAUAUGUAAUAUUGAGAAGGCUAGUAGUGUGAUGCGUGAAACAAACAUCCCUCAGGAUUAUGUGAGAUCUGUCAAAUAGAGGAAUCAGUGCAGCAUGUAAUUUUCUCUUGAGAACGAGAAACAUUAAAGAGGGAAAUCAGGAAACUUGAAGUGGAUAGAAAUGAGUCUAAAAAUGUAUUUGCCAUCAGGUUAGUGAGUCUAUUUCAUUAUAUGAAAGAAACUGGGCUGAUCAAAAGAAAUUAGUGUUCAGUGAAAUAUAGGAGAUGAGUCAUAACAUUUCUGAUAUGCAAGAAUAUUUGUUGCUUCACAUCUAUGAGACUCUGUGUGUUUGUUCUGUUUCAUUUAAUAAAUAAAGAUUAAACAUGACAAUUAA